Molecule: messenger RNA, 2593 nt
Organism: Macrosteles quadrilineatus (aster leafhopper)
Lineage: Eukaryota; Metazoa; Arthropoda; Insecta; Hemiptera; Cicadellidae
Gene: Noc3
Product: nucleolar complex protein 3 homolog
Exons: 15
Coding region: 161-2551 (796 amino acids)
Biological process (GO): DNA replication initiation
Cellular component (GO): nucleolus
Molecular function (GO): chromatin binding
Source: RefSeq, a predicted model, not a curated record
GUUAUGUUUUCUGUAAACGAGCUUGUGCCUUUUAUUGUUCCCACGAGUUCAAUAACUCUUGAUGGUUAACUUAUAAUUUUGUUUUUUAUAAAUACUCACACAAAAAAUUAAAAUUUAUAUGGUUAAUAAACUGAUGUUAAAUAAGAAAUAACGCUAAAAAAUGACUGUCAAAUCAAAGAAAACAAAAACUAGUAAAGUAAAGAAGAAAAAUAUUACCAAGACUAAACUUUACAAGCAAGGCAAAAUCAAGACUAAGAAAAAUAAAAUCUCUUCAAGUUCCAGUCACAUAACUCAAAAUGUAAAUCAUGAGGACGCGGAGAAAACUACACUCGACAGAGAUAAUAUUCUUCAAACAAUAGAGGUUGAAGACUUGGAGUAUCUAAGGAAAGCAGUUUCUAGCUCAAGUUAUUCCUUAUAUAGCAAGUUGAGUUCUAAGAAAGAUAAAAAUAAAAAACGAAAGAGAACAGAUGAUCAUCUAGAUAAAAUUGAAGAGGAAUAUGAAAAAGACAUUGAAGAAGAAAACAAAAUAUUAAAUAAGAGGACUCGCCAUCUGUUGCCAGUAAAAACAUCUGAAGGCUUAGUAAGAAGAACUAUAGAGGAAGAAGUCCCAGAGGAAGAUGAAACGCUUGAAACUGUCACUGAAGACAAGCAAGAAGAGAAAGAAGAAGGAGAUGAUGAGUUGGCAUACUUGCCGGAGUUUGGUGAUGAGGAAGAAGAAGAUGUUUCUAGGCCUCUCAGUACAGCAGAAAUAUUAGCAAAGAGGGAACAGCUGCUAGCUCAGUACAAGUACAGGAUUGGACUGCUUGCCAGUGGGCUCCUAGAAGAUCCUCAGAAUAGGGUCAAAAAUAUAAGUUUACUCCUGGACACCAUGAAUGAGAGUAAACCAGAGGUCCGACUAACUGUACAGAAACUAGUUCUUCUAUCAUUAACUGAAGUAUUCAAGGACAUUCUACCGUCUUACCAAAUAAGCCAUCAUGAAGACAACACAGUUAAGUUAAAGAAAGACACAAAAACACUCCAUGAUUAUGAAAAAAGUCUGCUGAAAGGUUACCGCCUGUUCCUAAUGAGAUUGGAAAAGAUGGCCAAAAUACUACAGAAGAAGAAAGGAGACAACCGUGAUCGUAGUGAGCAAAUUAUAAAGCUAGGAGAUCUAGCCAUAAACUGCAUCUCAGAGCUGUUGGUAAGCCAUCCCUACUUCAACUACAACAAGAACAUAGUGCAGAUGUUGACACCGUACCUGAACCACCCCAGAGAAGCUGUUAGACAGAGAGUGGCUUCCUGUUACACUCAUGUGUUUAAAGAGGACAAACGUGGUGAGAUCACUCUUGAUAUUGUAAGGAGGAUAAACCAUCUUGUCAAAUCUAGAUCUCACACAGUUCAUAAGGAAGUAAUCUCCGUUUUGCUUGGUUUACGCAUCAAAGAUAUCAAUCUAGACCAAGAGAAAGAAUCUGAAAUCAAGCAGAAGAAAUUCAUGACACAUAAACAAAAACUUCUUGCAAUGAGUAAAAAAGAGCGGAAGAGGUCAAAGAAACUAGAACAACUUGAAAAGGAACUUCUGGAAACAAAGGCUGAAGAAAACAAACAAAGCAAACAGAAGCAAUUGACAGAAGUAAUGAAAGUGGUAUUCACUAUUUAUUUCCGAAUUUUGAAGAAAGCCCCGUCCUCAAAAGUCCUCAGUUCAGCAUUGGAAGGUUUGGCAAAGUUUGCUCACUGCAUCAAUGUUGAGUUCUUUGCUGAUCUCAUCGGUGUAUUGGAUAGUCUCAUGGACGGAGGAACUCUGAGACCUCGAGAGAAACUUCAUUGUGUUGAAACUGUCUUCUCCAUCUUGUCUGGUCAAGGUGAAGUCCUCAACAUCGACCCAUCACGCUUUUAUACUCAUCUAUACAACAACCUAUUCUACAUUAAUGCAGGCAAGACACAUGAGGAUGUAAAGAUUGUUCUUCGGAUACUAGAAAUAGUUCUGAUCCAGAGACGCAAGAAGAUCACUCACCAGCGACUUUUAGCCUUCACCAAACGAUUGAGUAUUCUUGGGACCCAGUUACUACACAACGGCUGCUUGGGAGCCUUGGCUAUUGUCAGACGAGUCAUGCAGCUGGGCAUGGGUGUGGAUGUUUUGUUGGAUGUUGAUCCCACUCUAGGACAGGGAGUAUACAAUCCAGAGCUAGAGGAACCUGAACAUUGUAAUCCUGCCAGCACUGCAUUAUGGGAACUAUCUCUCUUGCAGAGGCAUUACCAUCCGACUGUAAGGAAUCUUGCCCAGCACAUUGUGAGCAGUGAAAACAGCACCUCACAGAUGCCAAUGGAAAUCAGCAAUUUAAAUUGUGUCCAGAUAUUUGACAACUUUGACCCGAGCCAAGUAGUGUUUAAGCCUGCCAUUCCUCCACCAGCCAAGAAUGUGACUGGAGUGGUGAAAGUGAAUGAAAGUUCACAGUUUGUUCAAAGUCUGUCAAAACAUCUCACACUUAGUAAAUCUAGAGAUGGGUUCUCGACAUUGCACACCCAGGUUUCCAAUCAUUUCAAAAAAGAAAAAGCUGCUGUGAAACGAAAAUAAAAAAUAUCUUUGUGAUUGAAAUAAAUGUUUUUAUUUUCAAUA